AUGCCUGGUGGAGGUGGAGGUGGAGGUGAAGGAGACAACUUGGCCAUGGCUAGUGACCUUCCAUUUUACGGUCCUAGACAAGCCAUGGAACUUCAAGAAUUCAAUCGAAAACCAAGACAUAACGUCUCUAGAACACUUGGUGAGCUUUUACAGCGAGUGGGAGACUCGACUAAUGAUAACUGUCCAUCAUCACACCCAGUGUUUGAGGUUGAUCAUGAUCAUGUUUAUCAACCUGCUUCUAUGCCCUUUGUUCUUUCCUUUCAUAAUCUUACAUACAGUGUAGAAGUUCGUCGAAAAAUCAUUCCUUCGUGUUUUAGGAGGACUUCGGCCAAUGGAUCCUCCGGGAAUUUGAUGGAGAACGAAUCGGGAACUAAAGUUUUGCUAAAUAACAUCUCUGGGGAAGCUAGAGAAGGGGAAAUCAUGGCUGUUCUUGGGGCUAGUGGAUCGGGAAAAUCCACGUUGAUCGAUGCCUUGGCUGAUCGUAUAUCAAGAGAGAGUCUCAAAGGGAUCGUCACUUUAAAUGGUGAAAUGUUGGAGUCUAAGCUUCUCAAAGUUAUAUCAGCUUAUGUGAUGCAAGAUGAUCUCUUAUUCCCCAUGUUAACUGUGGAAGAAACCCUUAUGUUCUCUGCUGAAUUUAGGCUUCCAAGGUCUAUGCCCAAGUCACGGAAGAAAGCUCGAGUUCAAGCACUGAUUGAUCAAUUAGGCCUGCACACCGCGGCCAAUACGGUGAUAGGAGAUGAAGGCCAUAGAGGAGUUUCCGGUGGUGAAAGGCGCAGGGUCUCAAUUGGAACUGAUAUAAUUCAUGACCCUAUACUGCUGUUUCUUGAUGAACCCACAUCAGGCCUUGAUUCAACAAGUGCAUACAUGGUGGUGAAAGUCUUGCAAAGAAUUGCCCAAAGUGGAAGUAUAGUGAUCAUGUCAAUUCAUCAGCCAAGUUAUAGAAUUCUCAGCCUGUUGGACCGUCUGAUCAUUCUUUCGAGUGGACAGACGGUGUUUAGUGGUUCACCGACGACCCUACCACGAUUCUUCUCGGAGUACGGGCAUCCAAUUCCGGAAAACGAGGACCGGACUGAAUUUUCUCUUGAUUAUAUCCGGGAGCUAGAAGGAAACCCCGGUGGAACCAAAAGUUUGGUGGAUUUCAACAAGUCUUGGCAAAUGAAGAAUCCUAGAAUCAGCCACUCAAAUGGACCAAGACUAUCACUCAAAGAUGCCAUAAGUGCAAGCAUUUCAAUGGGAAAACUGGUUUCUGGUUCAACGAAUGUUGAUUCAAAUCUCUCAUCUUCAGUUCCAACAUUUGCAAAUCCCUUUUGGAUUGAAGUUCUUGUAAUAGCCAAAAGAUCAAUCACAAAUUCAAGAAGGGCUCCCGAGCUUUUCGGAGUACGAUUUGGAGCAGUUUUGGUAACUGGAUUUAUCCUAGCCACAAUUUUUAGGAAACUAGAUAAUACCCCAAAAGGAGUUCAAGAAAGAUUAGGGUUCUUUGCCUUUGCCAUGUCCACAACUUUUUACACUUGUGCUGAAGCAAUUCCAGUAUUUCUCCUCCAACGUUACAUCUUCAUGAGAGAAACUGCUUACAAUGCUUAUCGUCGUUCGUCUUAUGUUGUCUCCCAUGCCUUACUGUCCCUCCCUUCUCUAUUAGUCCUUUCACUUGCAUUUGCUGUAAUAACCUAUUGGGCUGUUGGUUUAGCCGGUGGCACUUCAGGUUUCCUCUUCUUUCUCACCUUCAUUUUCGCGUCCUUCUGGGCCGGAAGCUCCUUUGUCACAUUCCUUUCUGGAGUUAUCUUCAAUGUGAUGAUGGCUUACACAGUUGUCGUCGCCAUUUUAGCCUAUUUCGUGCUCUUCAGUGGCUUCUUCAUAUCCCGAGAUCGAAUUCCCCCCUACUGGAUUUGGUUCCAUUAUCUUUCUCUAGUGAAGUACCCGUUCCAAGGCGUAUUACAGAAUGAAUUUGACGAUCCUUCUAAAUGUUUUGUUCGCGGUAUUCAGGUGUUCGACAGUUCACCGUUAAGGGCUGUGCCUGAUGAAAUCAAGCUCAAAUUACUGAAAUCCAUGAGCAAAACUUUGGGAAUGAACAUUACAAGCUCAACAUGCUUGACAACAGGAUCAGAUAUUUUGAAGCAAUCUGGAGUUACUGAUAUAGAUAAAUGGCAUUGCCUGUGGAUUACUAUUGCUCUGGGAUUUUUCUUCAGAAUUUUAUUUUAUUUUGCUCUCUUGAUUGGAAGCAAAAACAAGAGGAAGUAA
Messenger RNA from Fraxinus pennsylvanica, 2235 nucleotides. The record is from the annotation of a GenBank genome assembly. Lineage: Eukaryota; Viridiplantae; Streptophyta; Magnoliopsida; Lamiales; Oleaceae.